AUGGUGGGAUCGCUAGCGGGACGUACGGCCUUCAUCACGGGCGGAUCACGGGGGAUCGGACUGGAGAUCGGCAAGUGCCUCGCCUCGCGCGGUGCCAACGUUGUCAUCGCCGCCAAAACCGCCACGCCGCAUCCCAAACUGCCCGGGACGAUCUACACUGCCUGCGACGAGAUCGCUGCCGAAGCGGACAAAGCCGGCUCUGGCGCCAAAGCUCAUCCUGUCCAGCUGGACAUUCGCGAUGCCACUGCGGUCGAAUCCGCGAUCAACGCGGUUGCCGACAAAUUCGGCGGGUUGGAUAUGGUGAUCAACAACGCUAGUGCGAUCAACAUGACUCCGACCAAGGAUGCAGCGGUCAAGAGUUACGACUUGAUGAACGGUAUCAACGCACGAGGAUCCUGGCUCGUCUCUCGAUUCGCCCUACCCCACCUCCUCACCUCCGCCGCAAAGGGUAACAAUCCCCACAUCCUUACCCUCUCACCCCCGCUCAACUUCAACACGCUCUCAACGACUAUUGGCCAGAAAGAUCCACCCGCCAUCUUUCCGUACCAGUUUGCGCAAACGGCAAGUGCAUACACCAUCGCCAAGUUCGGAAUGUCCCUCCUCACCCUAGCCCUUGCCGCCGAAACCACAGGCAAAGUGGCGGUCAAUUCGCUCUGGCCGUACACGCUCAUCGCCACAAGCGCAAUGAAGAUCGUCAGUAAAGACGCGAGCGUCCAGGAACGCAAGUGGCGCAACCCAGCCAUCGUUGCCCAAGCAGCUGCCCGCAUCGUAGAGGAAACCGCCGAGAGCUUUACGGGAAAGUUCCUCGUCGACGAGUUGUACCUCCGCGAAAAGGGGUUCACCAACAACGACCUACACAAGUUCAACGUGGAUGAAACCACAGACGUGAACGACCUCGCAGAAGAUCUCUACAUCAGCCAGGAACUUCGAGACGCCAUCAACGCCGCUCGCCAAUCCUAA
This is a messenger RNA of Moesziomyces antarcticus, 960 nucleotides long. Its product is annotated as short-chain dehydrogenase. Gene Ontology annotation, molecular function: oxidoreductase activity. The transcript has a single exon. The record is from RefSeq and is a predicted model, not a curated record. Lineage: Eukaryota; Fungi; Basidiomycota; Ustilaginomycetes; Ustilaginales; Ustilaginaceae. Gene Ontology annotation, cellular component: mitochondrion. Bases 1 to 960 code for a protein of 319 amino acids.